AUGUUCCAACACAAACCCAGCGAGGCGAACUUCCUCAACAGCCAGGCAGAUAAAGACUACCGCUUCGCUCUUCCGGGAUUCAACCGGCCGCUAGACUUUGCUCCGCUCGAGAAAAACAUAUAUGGCGUUGAAAGUCGGAGUAUGUUUCCAUCUGCGCUGGAUGAUAGGGACAUCGAAGCAGGAUACGUGGACCUACCCGUAUUGACUCUCCGCGAGAUCCAUAUGGUAGAGUUCAUGGAGUACCUGACUGAUAUUCCUGAGUGGUGGAAAAAGGUCUUUGACCCCAAAACACAAGAGGAGUGGAAAAAGGCCGCCUUGGACAGUGGCAAAGACAUUACGCUCAACAUGGCUGAAUGGAUUAUUGACGAGCUUCAAUUUAAAGCCAUGAUCUAUGAGACCACAGAUGUUGUCGCCCUGUACAGCGGCGAUGUCACCAAGUCCGACACGAACUUGCCUGAUUCACUCUUGCGCGAUAUGUGUACCCAGUUCAAAGUGCUAGAGUACGAUUUUAAAGAAAUGCAGUACUACCAUCCAGGAGGUCUAGGCAAAGAGCGUGACCUCAUUUCUAUGGCAUUGUACCCGCUUGUUUACGGCACGAGUCGCAUUCUCACCGACAGGAUCAUUGGGCUUGAUGACGCCCUCAAGUACGCCGGCAAGGGCGAGGUGAUCCCAUGUCCAAAAGAUACUGGAAUAACCAGAGAAGAUAUUGCCUGGCGCGUCUCGGCCCGGUCAGAUAUCAAGGUUCGACCUUACAGCCGAAAUUACCAGAUCCUUCCUUCAGACUGGGAACUUCGUGAGGAUGGCCAAUGGCAUAUAGCCACAUACAUCAACAACCUGCACCCAGUGAAACAUAGGAACAUCUACAAGCUCCUCGAGCAGGCUUUCAAUUGCGUCAUUCCGCAGUGGAACGCAACUUUGACUCCCCUCAAGGACAUGCUUCAUUCCCGAGCUCGAAUCGAAUACCACAAGGCAGAGUAUUACCCAGUCCCAAAGGAAGUUACUGCCCAGGCACCUCAGAUACAGCCAAGAGAGGCUCAAACUGAGUUCGACGAGCGCAUGGACAAGUGGAGAAUGGAAAACUACCGGGCUAUCCAACCUGACGUAGGCAAGUUCAUUCCCUGGGCAGUUCCACCCUGGUUGAUGGACAAACUGCCCAAGGAUCUGCCCAGCGCCGUUCGGAUUGAACGAGGCGUUGAUCUCAACCGGGACUACAAGGAGCGUGGAUUGCAAGUGAUCACACGUUUAUUGGGUGUUGAUCUAACUCCAGAAGACCCGUCUUUCGAGACAGACUGGCAUGUCGAGGGCACGAUGAACGAGCACAUCUGCGCCGCAGCCAUCAUAUCAUACGACCACACCAACGUACUCGACCCAUGCAUGCAAUUCCGCAACAUGGUAGAAUCCGACAUGCUCUCAGAAAUCGAGCACGAGCCAAACGACUUCAUCUGGCUGCGACAAGUCUUUGGUUUGGAAAACGGCGAGCCGGCCAUCCAAUACCCAGGUUCGAUCCAAGCUGGAGUAGGCCGGGUGAUCAUGUACCCGAGUACUAUACAACACAAGUUCACACGCUUCGAGUUGAAGGACAAGGCUAAGCCUGGGCACGCACGCGCCAUGGUGUUUUUCCUUGUCGAUCCUAAUAUCCGUAUUAUCUCAACGGCCAAUAUCCCGCCGCAGCGUCUGGAUUGGGCUAAGGACAUACCGGAGACUAAGCAAGGGGUUAAGGCAGAUUUGGCAAAGGCGGCCCUUGAUAAUAUGAAGUCCAAGGGUGAUAUGCCGAUGAGUUUGGAGGAAGCUAUGGAUACGAGGCUGAAGGUUUUACAGGAGGUCGAGGAGUUUACUCGCUAUCAGCAUGUGGCGUACGAAUCGAAUGUUUUGAUGCUGUAA
This is a messenger RNA of Penicillium vulpinum, 1881 nucleotides long. RefSeq names its product DUF4246 domain-containing protein. The record is from RefSeq and is a predicted model, not a curated record. Lineage: Eukaryota; Fungi; Ascomycota; Eurotiomycetes; Eurotiales; Aspergillaceae. Bases 1 to 1881 code for a protein of 626 amino acids. The transcript is spliced from 4 exons.